AGAAGUUCUGUUUAUAAGGCCAGUGAAAUGUUUAAAUCUCUUGCCAGUGUCACAUCAAAGCACGCAAAAUAAAGAUAAAUGGAGGGCAAGUCAAAGGUUCAUCAUGCGGAUGAUGAACUUAGACUUUCUGGAUCAGAACAAUUGACACUCGCUACUCGUGGCUAUAAAAUGAUAAAAAAAGUGAACGAAGGAUCUUAUGCUAAGGUGUAUCUAGCGGAAUACAGAAAUCCAUCCAAGAACGAUAAGCUAUCAAUACUAGCUUGCAAGGUAAUUGAUACCAACACAGCACCUAAGGACUUCGUAAAAAAGUUUCUACCAAGAGAAAUAGAUAUGUUGAUAAAACUGAAUCACCCACAUCUCGUACACACCCACAGCAUAUUUCAGAGAAGAUAUAAAUAUUUCAUUUUCAUGAGAUAUAUGGAACACGGAGAUCUAUUGGAGUAUAUUCUUCAGAAGGGUGCUGUGCAGGAAGACCAGGCAAGAAUUUGGGCGCGACAGCUUGCUUUGGCCGUACAGUACAUGCACGAACUUGAAAUAGCUCACAGAGAUAUAAAAUGUGAAAACGUUCUACUUACUGCUAAUCAAAACGCUAAAUUAUCUGACUUUGGUUUUGCUCGUUCAUGUGUUGAUAAGUCACUGAAAGAUAUUCAUAGUGAAACGUUUUGUGGCUCGCUAUCUUACACUGCUCCGGAGAUAUUGCAAGGUGCGCCGUACUACCCCAAGCCAACAGACGUGUGGUCACUGGGAAUCGUCGUCUAUGUAAUGCUAAACAGGGCUAUGCCAUUUGAAGACAAGCAUAUUAAACAGUUAUUUCAAGCUCAAAUGAAUAGAAAUUGGAAAUUCCGAUCGCGAUAUAUAGAUUCCCUUUCAGAAAACUGUAAGCGCUUGGUGACCCUAAUGUUAGAACCAAAUUGUCAGCAUCGAAUUAAAAUUGAUCACAUCAUUAACAGUGAGUGGAUAGCGAUGGACUCUAGAUUACUAGAAUGGACACCUCAAGAGACGUUAGCUUUCAAGAAGGCACGAGAGGAGAGGUUACAACUGCAGAAGAAUCUAGAGACUCAAGAUGAGAAAGACGUUAAUACUGCCAUACCUGAUUCCUCUGUAAUGAAAGCCGCUGUGGAUGUAAACGCUUCUUCGACGUCCUGAAAACGGCGAUUUACUAGAUUUUUUGACACAAAACGGCGCAGUGCCAGAGAAUCAAAGCAGAC
Messenger RNA from Spodoptera litura, 1208 nucleotides. Its product is annotated as testis-specific serine/threonine-protein kinase 1. The record is from RefSeq and is a predicted model, not a curated record. Lineage: Eukaryota; Metazoa; Arthropoda; Insecta; Lepidoptera; Noctuidae. Gene Ontology annotation, cellular component: cytoplasm. Gene Ontology annotation, biological process: protein phosphorylation; microtubule cytoskeleton organization; intracellular signal transduction. Gene Ontology annotation, molecular function: ATP binding; tau-protein kinase activity.